Molecule: messenger RNA, 1680 nt
Organism: Conger conger (European conger)
Lineage: Eukaryota; Metazoa; Chordata; Actinopteri; Anguilliformes; Congridae
Exons: 11
Coding region: 104-1366 (420 amino acids)
Biological process (GO): regulation of glutamate receptor signaling pathway
Source: RefSeq, a predicted model, not a curated record
UGUCAUCACCUUGGACUGACCUUUAUAAGACGAACAUCAGCACUGAAAACACCAUUUUGUGCAUUUACAACCAUCUCACAAGCAAGAACAAUCCACACAGGAAAUGGACAGCAAACUGGUUUAUGCCAUUGCCUUGGUGAUAGGAUGUUGGGUGCUGGCAGCCAAAGGCCUCAAGAUCAACUCCACCCACAUUGUGGGAGCUCUUAACACCACCAUCAGUCGUGCCGGCUGUGGCCAGACGAAGACUUGCUUGGAGACCCCAGCGGACUGUGACCCCAGCGGCAACAGUACCUGCCUGUUCGUCUCUGCCUUGGUUCCCAGCUCCAGGAAAGAGAGGGCCGGAUGGCGCUUCAACACCGAUAUCGACUUUGAGCUGCGCGGAGACUCCGAAAACUACAUUGUCCUUCUUCUGUCCUACGAUAAUAAUCUGGGAACGGGCGAUGACGGCGUCGUCUGCGCACAGUACCAGAACACGAGCCGUUUCUUCACCGUGGCGUACAACAACGGAUCACUGACUGUGGUGGAUUUUGAAGGAGUCAAAAAUGUCCUGGCCUCACUCAAUGGAAAUGUGAUUCAAUGCACCUUUACUCUUCUGGCGAAUUCCACAGGCAGGCCAGCAAACUUCUACGUCUUCGCUGGCAAUGGGAUGUUCAGCAAUGGAGUCUUGGGGGAUCCUGAAAUUACCCUUAUGAGAAACAGCAGUGUGGACCUGACCAAUAUGCCAUCUCAGAACAUCCCUGUGGGAGCUCUCAAUGCCGCCAUAACUCGUGACACAUGUGGCCGGACAAAGCUUUGCGAGGAGGUUCCAGCGGACUGUGAUCCCAGCGGAAAUGGUGACUGUCUGUUUGUCUCCGCCGCCACUGCCACCACCAACAGACCCUCCGGUAUCAAUAUCGCCUUCGAGCUGCGUGGAAACACCAGCGGCUACGUUGUCCUCAUUCUGUCCCCCGACAUGAAUCAGGGAGGAGGUGAUCAGUCCUUUGUCUGCGCACAGUUCAAUGAUACCCUCAGGUUCUUCACUGCCUCUUUCGACAAUGGAUCACUGACCAUGACCCACAUGAUGGGAGCUGUCAGUAAUGCCCUGGCUUCACGCAAUGGAACUGUCAUCCGAUGCACCUUCACUGCACUGGGGCUGAAUGCCACAGCCAGACGAUCCCCUGACUCCUCCUUCUACGUCUUUGCUGGCACAGGGGAAUACGAUGGUGUAAGCCUUGGGGAUCCUGUAAUUAGGCUUUCGAGCAACGGCAGUCUGGACCUCACCAACACCACCAGCAACCUGCCAGGGGGCAAUGGCGGAGCUGGCCUGCACCCCACAUCUCUGGUUUUGUUGGUCCUGCUCAGUGCCUUGAUCUCUCGUCUGGUUUGAGGAGCUGAAUGAUGCACCCCCCCCCCCCACCAUCUCAGUCAAUCAGCACUGUGCCAAAUGGGACCCCAAGUUCUGAUGUUAUAUAUACCUUUUCAUUUACCUAUUUUUGAGUGUGUUUGGAAAGUGUAAAGUAGGCCGAUGUGUUUGUGUGCGUGUUUGUUACAAAUGAAGCCGACCGGUGGAAGUGUGGCAAGCUGUCAUGGUUCUGUGUGCAGACCAGAAUGCUGCAUAAUAGGCUGGCAUACUGCUCUUAUUAAACAUGUAUCAUCACCCUUAUAUCAUUAUAAUAAACUAUGUAUUUUUGUAUGACUUAA